UCAAAACUGAUAAUCACGGUAGUUUCAUUAAGAAGACACCUCUUCGUGCUACUAUAGCAUACACUAUUUGCAACUAAAAACAAUAAGAAAACAAUGUGCUCGACUAUCUGUGUGUUUUGUAAAUAAAUAUUGAUAACGACGAAUCUUUUGAGUUAAACAAAUACAACUCGGCGCUUCUUGAUUAGAUAUUGCAGAAUAAAAUGCAUGCCAUAAAUGGGUACUACGUUUAGUUACUAGUGAUGGAUCUCUCCGACAAAAUCAUUCUCAUAACAGGAGCUAGUAGUGGAAUCGGUGCUGCUACGGCAACACACCUAACCCAGUUGGGAGCCACGGUUGUCCUAACCGGAAGAAACGUUGACAAUCUGAACAGAAUAGGUUCCGAAUGUGUGGCUCUCGGAAAGAAAAAACCUCACCUCAUUGCGGCUGACGUGACGAAAACUGAGGACAAUAAGCGUGUGAUUGAUGAAACGAUCCAGAAGUUUGGCAAAUUGGACGUGUUGGUGAACAACGCAGGCAAGGGACAAAAUGGAACCAUAGAAACCACCAGUCUCGAACAGUUUGACGACAUCAUGCAAACUAACUUAAGAAGCGUUUAUCACCUGACAAAGUUAGCGGUUCCGCAUCUGAUCAAAAGCAGAGGAAACAUUGUCAACGUUUCCAGUGUCGCUGGGACGAGAGCGUUUGCUAACUCUAUAUCCUAUUGUGUUUCGAAAGCUGCUCUGGAUCAGUUUACCCGGUGUGUGGCGCUCGAACUGGCUUCGAAACAAGUCCGAGUUAAUUCCGUCAAUCCUGCCGUUAUCGUAACGAAUUUCCAAGGCCCGCUAGGGAUGACUCCCGCUGAGUAUGCUGCAUACAUAAAACACAGUGAACAGUUCCAUCCCCUGGGACGGGUGGGAAAGGCAUCGGAAGUAGCCGCAGCUAUCGCCUUUCUAGCAGCAGAUACGGCCAGUUUCAUCACGGGAACGUGCCUCUGCAUUGAUGGGGGGAAACAUAUUCUAUGUCCUCGGUAAAACGACUUGAAUAAAGUUACAGUUUGGUGUUUGCACAAUGGUAUUACUUUCUUCUUUCAACUGAAUAAAAAUCCAAUAGUUCGUUAAUUUUCCAUCAUACAAUCGUCCUACUUUAUUUGUGAAUUUCAUUCUAGAUUUUGUUUUCGGUUUGACUACGAUUUGCUUUUCUUUGGAAGUGAUCUUUUUUUCUAUUAGAUAGGACAAUAUCGAUUAUUGAGUAAUGAAUUUUUGUCUCCUCUA
Armigeres subalbatus is the source of this 1250-nucleotide messenger RNA. RefSeq names its product 3-oxoacyl-[acyl-carrier-protein] reductase FabG-like. Lineage: Eukaryota; Metazoa; Arthropoda; Insecta; Diptera; Culicidae. The coding region runs from base 240 to 1010 and encodes 256 amino acids. The record is from RefSeq and is a predicted model, not a curated record. Gene Ontology annotation, molecular function: oxidoreductase activity. The transcript is spliced from 2 exons.